CAGCCUCUCUCGUCUUUCUUGGACUGCAGCAGAGGAACCGCUGCAUCGAAGAAGACAAGGAACAAGAAAUCAACGGCGCGAUGCUUCCUACAGUCUCUGCUGCUGCUGUGUAGAGAAGAAACGGACACCUCAGACUCAUCGAGCUUUCGCUACGAUGCAUCUGCUCCUGUCUACAUGGCUGACGGUCUCUUCUACUGAGCUCUGACAGGGCUGAGGAGCUUUCCAAUUUGAGAUCAACUGUCUCCAUUUCAGCACUGUCUGGCUGCUCCCAUCCAAUGGAAUUAGACAUCAUUACUUAAUCAUUAGUGUCCUGGCAGCUGACUGACCUUUCUGCACUUGGCUGUUUGAACUAAAACUGCCUUAAGUCUUGCUUUGACUGGGAAUAGAAAGAAUAAAAAAGGUAGCUUACAUCUGUUUGAUCUGGUGAAAUAAGCUUUAUAGAGUUGAGGUAAAAGACAUUUAGUGCCAGUUAUCUAUUUGCCACGAUGGAUGAAACUCAUAACAACAGGACUUCCUUGGCAAAAGGUGCCAAGGACAUCGCUAAAGAAGCCAAGAGGCAAGCUGCCAAAAAUUUCAGCAAAGCUGUUGAUCGUGCCUCAGAUGAAUACUCAUCGCAUCGCAGCUACAAUCGCUUCCAGAACGAGGAUGAAGAGGAGGACAACUACAAUUCUUACACUCAGCAAGACUGUCGUUAUGCUGACAACGCAGCCAAUGAUGACGACGGGGCCUCCAGUGAUGCCACAGAGGGCCACGAUGACGAAGAUGAGAUCUAUGAGGGGGAGUACCAAGGCGUGCCCGCAUAUAAUGACGGGAAGCUGGGGGACGGAAAAGUGGCUCUGGGCCAGCCGGUCUCUGACAGCCUAAAGAGCCGCAAGGAGCUGGAAAAUGAGAGACAGGCAGAUGAGGAGGAGCUGGCCCAACAGUAUGAGCUGAUUAUGCAGGAGUGCGGCCACGGGAGAUUCCAGUGGCAGCUGUUCUUUGUUCUUGGGCUGGCGCUCAUGUCGGACGGCGUUGAGGUGUUCGUAGUGGGCUUCGUCCUGCCCAGUGCUGAGACAGACAUGUGUGUCCCCAAUUCUGGUGCUGGAUGGCUUGGUAGCAUCGUGUAUCUGGGGAUGAUGUUCGGAGCGUUUUUUUGGGGCGGCCUGUCAGACAAGGUGGGCCGUAAACAGUGCCUGCUGAUAUCCAUGUCUGUCAACGGCUUCUUCGCCUUCCUCUCCUCAUUUGUCCAAGGCUACAGCAUGUUCCUCCUCUGCCGCAUGGUGUCUGGCUUUGGGAUCGGUGGAGCGGUACCAAUAGUAUUCUCGUGGUUUGCGGAGGUGUUGGCUCGUGAGAAGAGAGGAGAGCAUCUGAGCUGGCUCUGCAUGUUCUGGAUGAUCGGAGGAAUUUACGCCUCAGCCAUGGCUUGGGCCAUCAUCCCACAUUAUGGCUGGAGUUUCAGCAUGGGUUCAGCCUACCAGUUCCACAGCUGGAGAGUGUUUGUGGUGGUGUGUGCGCUGCCGUGUGUCUCUGCAGUGGUAGCUCUCACUUUUAUGCCUGAGAGCCCCCGUUUCUUCCUGGAGAUGGGUAAACAUGACGAAGCCUGGAUGGUGCUCAAACACAUCCAUGACACCAACAUGCGCGCCCGUGGAGAGCCUGAGAGAGUGUUCACUGUGAACAGGAUAAAGAUCCCCAAACAGCUGGACGAGCUGGUGGAGAUGCAGAAUGAGUCAGCCAACCCCGUGCUCAAGGUCCUCUUCAAGAUCAAGGCUGAGCUCAGAGGGAUCUGGUUGACUUUUAUGCGAUGCUUCAACUACCCAGUGAAAGACAACACUGUGAAGCUGGCUGCAGUCUGGUUUACUUUGUCUUUUGGGUACUACGGGCUUUCUGUGUGGUUUCCUGACGUCAUCAAGCACCUUCAGGCCGAUGAGUACGCCUCCAGAGUGAAGAUUCACAACAACGAACGCAUCGAAGACUUCACCUUCAACUUCACCCUGGAGAACCAGAUCCACAGAAAUGGAGUAUUUAUAAAUGACAGGUUUAUCAGUAUGAGGUUCAAGGCGGUCACAUUCAUCGAUUCCUCUUUCAUCAACUGCUAUUUCGAGGAUAUCUCCUCAGUAGGAUCCUUCUUCAAAAACUGUACCUUUGUAGACGCCUUCUUUUACAACACGGAUAUUGAUGACGCUAAGCUAACAAAUUCGAUGGUGAUCAACAGCUCCUUCCACCACAACAAGACAGGUUGUCAGAUGACAUUUGAUGAUGACUACAGCGCCUACUGGGUCUAUUUCGUCAACUUCUUGGGAACAUUGGCUGUGCUGCCUGGAAACAUCGUCUCUGCCCUCCUAAUGGAUAAAAUAGGCCGCCUUAGCAUGUUAGGAGGCUCCAUGGUGCUGUCAGGCAUCAGCUGCUUCUUCCUGUGGUUCGGCACCAGUGAGUCGAUGAUGAUCUUCAUGCUCUGCCUGUACAACGGCCUCAGUAUCUCUGCCUGGAACUCCCUGGAUGUGGUCACCACUGAGCUGUACCCAACAGACAGGAGGGGCACAGGCUUCGGCUUCUGUAAUGCCAUGUGUAAGCUGGCAGCGGUGCUGGGCAACCUGAUCUUUGGCUCGUUGGUUGGCAUCACCAAGGCUAUCCCCAUCCUGCUGGCAUCGGCCGUGUUGGUUGGCGGCGGGCUGGUGGGGCUCCGACUGCCAGACACGCGUGCCAAUGUCCUCAUGUAAACCUCAACACAGAACCAUAUAUUGAUUACCAGGUAUUUACUCAGUUUACUGCAUAAUGACACAUUCAACGGACUAUGAUUUAAUUACAGUAAAUACCACUGAAACGAACAUUGCAGUCAUGAUUAUUUGAUAAAUACUGUAAGUUGAAAAACUCAAAUAUACAAGUAAUUGUUAUUCUGUUAUUUCUGAGUACAUACCUGGUACAGCAGGAUUACGAAAUGAUUUUUAACUUCACAGAGAGCUGUGGAUGUACAGAGAUUGAAGGAUAUAAAUUUGAAAUAUCAGCGGUUACAAAUCUUCACAGUAUCAAUGGCUACUUGCCAAAGCCCUGCACAAUCUUACAGGAAUUCAAGCUGAACAGGCUACUCUUAAGAAAAAAGCUCGAACAUAGAUAAAACUCUGUGUAUCAACAGCUCGUUAUCUAACAUGGGCUGAUUCAUACAUGCAAACCACAAACGCAUGUGUCAAGGCUGCAAAAGGCUUGAACUUUCAGUAACCUUCCCCUUCUGAAUCCUGCUGUAAUCAUUUUGUAACAGUUGAGUAUUUACGAUUAUAUUUAUUUAUUUGUAUUUGUAUUGAUUUAUUUAGUUGUUUAGAUGCAUUAUUUAUGGCUUCACCGGUGUGUUUUUCUGUUUCAAGGCCAGAAAUUGUGUCUCAUGUAAGAAUCUCUGUUUCUAAACCUGCGAUCAAUACUCCAGGAAUGGUUGAUGACGUUCAAGCUUUUUGCUGCGAUUUGCAAGAAUGAGAAGUCCAUAGUAAAAAAUAAAUAAAUAAAUAAAUAAAUAAAUAAAAAAUCAAUAACAAUAUAGUAGUUUAGUUAAAACUUCAGCAGCUACAUUUCUAAAGUGAAAAGAAGUUUACAUUUUCUGCUUUUUACAGUCAGAGACUUUUGAGAUUGGAAACCUUUUGUCUGAAUGCUUCCUCUCUCCCUCUCUCGUGUCUGUGUUGUGUUCGUCUCGUGGCGCUGAGCUCACCAUGAAGGGCUUUGCUCUCCGUUGCAAUCCAAUCUGUCAAGAAGAAUUUAUAAUAGAGGAAACCUGUGCUGUUAUAAAAAAAUACGCUCUUCUCCUUGUUUUGUUUUUUUUUCCUUUGUUUGUUUGUUUCCUCUAUCUGUCUCACCAGUGUCUUGUCCUCUCGCUCGUUUAUCUCCUCUUGCCUUGCUGCUGCUCCCUCCAAAACUCAAAGGCCUUUCUCAAAUGUCGUGCCUCUCUCUCCAUUGAGCCUGUCUCUCCUUCCAAACCUUGCUGGAAGCUUUGCUGCUCUGUCCUGCGUUUUUUGGUCUCUCAUCUCUUGAUACUGCAGUGUGUAUGCAUGUAUGUGUGAGUGUGUGUGUCCAGAAAAAAAACCCUUAUGAGAUAAAAUUACCAUGUUUUUUUGUUUUAAUGUCUUUUUAUACAACAGAACUGAGGUUUUUGGAGGAUUUGAACCACAUGAUAAAGUGAAAUUAAAAGCCAUGUUUAAAGGGUCAGUGCAGCCAAAUCACAAAAAAACAUAUUUCCUUACUUACCUCUAGAGGUAUCUAACCAUGUAGAUUGUUUUUCUGUGAAAAUACCAACUGUUUUCAGGUGACUGACGUCCUGUACUUCAGUCACGUGAUGACAUCUCGUUAACAAAGGCUGUGGGAUACAGUCAAAAGCUUCAAUUUAAAUAUCUUUUUAUCGCAGUAUGUGUUCCCAAGGUCAGUAAUUCCCAAGGUCUGAUAGUUUUACCCAUGUGUGCGGGUUUUGAGAUACCCCUCCCUCUCCCUUCCACCUCAAUAUAAUGGAGGUCAAUGAAGAUUUGAUUGUGCUGCUCAAAAAUGUGAGGUUUCUUUGUACGAGUAAUUCAGCUUUAUGAACGUCACCUGUUCAUGAGGAGGUGAAUGUUUGUGAGAUUUUAUCAUUAGCAUAAUUAAUGCCCCUAAAAUUACCAUAUGAGGCUACAUGUUCUGACCCGUUUGUGGGCUAGUUUCAUUCAUAAAAAUGUUCCCAAUGACUAAAAACACACCGCAACAUAACAAAUGUUGGAGUGUCAGUAGUGUCAUCAGAGCAGCGCUUUAAUGUGACAAAGAGGGAAUGUUUUUACAUGAAGUUAGAUGCUAAAAAAUGUCUUUCUAAAGCAAAGCGUUUCAUGAUUUAUAUGAUAGGUGGUCAUGUGACAGUCACAGAGAUAUUAGAGGAGAGAAUAAGCCUUCAGUAGGUGAUGUUACACUGUCAGCUGCAACAGAAGAUGAUACUGGACAGAGAGCUGCAGAAAGACACUGAAGCAGCUGUUCACAACAACUGCUGAAAUGUAGAAGCUGCUGCGCCAAAAUAAAAAUCAUAAAUUCUAAAAAACCUGUCAGUAAAUUGGCAGCCAUGAUGAUGAUAAUAAUAUGGUGAUACAGUUGCAGAGUUGAAACAUUUACCAAACAUAUGUCUUAUUUCAGUAUCAUAUUUAAACUCCAAAUUCAUUCAGAUUAAAACAUUAAAAUUCUGAAUAAAAAACAAAUGUUUCUCCCCUUGAGGCCCGUUGUUUCUAGAAAGACAGAUUCCCCUUGAGAUUUUCAUUCGUAAUUUUCCAAUUCCAUUCACCCCCCCCCCCUUUUUGGUCAGAUGCCGAAAUCUCAGAGAAGGAUAUUGCAAAACCUCUGCAAAACGAUCUGCAUGGCUAGAUAACCCUAAAAUAAGAGAUGUUUUUUUAUGAUUUAUGUGUGAACAGACCCUUUAAAACUUCCAAUGACGAGAACUCUUGCUGCUACAAUGUCAGUGCUUUGAUGUUAAAAUGUAUUACCAUAAGUAAUUUGUAAAAUAAAAACCUGUAACGUGUUCUUUUCUGGGUUUGCUCAAAUACAAGUCAAUUAAUGCAAAAGUACAGAACAGUUUCAUUUGGUUAUUUUCCAAUUAGUGUCAAUCAGAUGUUCUGCUGCUCAUGUAUAAAUUUAUGCAGUACAUAACCUCCUACACAUGCAGCUAUUUCCUUUUAAGAUGAUUUGUUACGACUGAAAUGCGACUGAAGUUAUGAGUCUGGUUUCCAGAUGUUUGAUGCUUUACUUCUCUGUCUGCUUUCAUCCCCUUCUCCAAACUCUUGUGCUCACCACUGUUUCCACAAAGAAAUCCUGCAUGUUUGUUACUGAAGUCCCUCUGUUGUGUGCGCUUUUUCCGUUUUGGUGUCUUCGCUGUUCCUCUGCGGGGGGGAAACAGACAUGUGAUUCCGGGUCAAAGGUGAAUGUAUCAUUCUCGUGUGUUGUCAGAUUUGUUGUGGACAGGUGUUCAUUAUACUGAGUUGACUUCUACUGUAGGUCAUUGUGAAAGGGCAUGCUAGUGGUGAGAUGACUGUAUCCAGCAGGGGUGGUCAAAUCUGCUUUUUGGGAAGGUUUCCAUUUAGAUGAGUCAUUAUCAUAAAGUCACUCCGAAACUGGGAUGAAAUUUGCCUGAACGUUGUGACUUUCAGAUUUGAAAACCUCUGCUCUCAAACAAUACGUGGAAGUGUGUGUAAAAAACAAUUACCUGUCCUUGAUAUGAUUUAUUUUAAUAAGAAAAGGCUCAAGUGAAUGCAGUGUAAAGGUGGAUUCCUCUGGUGUCUACACAUACUGAAUAAAGAGUUUCAUUUGAACAGCUGUGGGAGUUUUGUUCAGUUUAUUCAGUCCAAAUAUAACCACUCACACCAGCAGAUGGCACUAUUUACACAAGCCUAACCAAAGCAGGACCCAACGUCUGUCAGGGUUUAUGAGUUAAUCAAAGACUGUUAUAGAGACUCAUUUUAUCACUAACUUCUGAAUCACUUUAUGACUGCUCUCUAGUGAGUCUUCAUGUUUGUUUUGAGGUCAAAGGUCACAGAGAUUCUUAGCUUUUAGUGUAGUUUAUUUGACAUCAGGGUAACAUCUGGAGCUGUUAGAAUUUGGUCUUGGUUUCAGGCCCAGAACAACCCUGACUAACAUGUUCUGAAAGAUCUCUAGUUUUUGGGAAAUCUUUCCCAGAUCUUCAAACCAUGAAGAAACUUUGGGGAACUCCUCUUGAUGAGUAAACAGAACUUCAUGUGUGAAAUUACUGGAGUGUCCCAUUAAAAGGUAACUGAUUUGGAUAAAGACAAUCCACAAUAUUUUCUUAUCUAUCUAAAUUUUAGCACAAUGUUAACAAAAUCGUACCACACUAAUAUACAGUAUAAGUCAACAGAUUUCAACCAUAAAUAGACUUUGUAUUUGUUUCCAGACAGUACAAAUCAUUCCAGGAACUUAUUAUAUGUUUUUUUCCAGUUAUACAGCAUGCAUCUGUGUGUAAGUUUUGCCGGUGAACUGGUGUGUUAUGUGUCACCAUGCAUCCUGUCACAGGCAGGGCAGGAAAUGCCGACUCAGUGAGAGAAGAGUGCAGUCUUCCUGAGCGGUUAAAUGAUAACAUAAACAAAGCCCCAAAUUGUUCUAUAUGUUUGAAAAU
This is a messenger RNA of Thunnus maccoyii (southern bluefin tuna), 7087 nucleotides long. RefSeq names its product synaptic vesicle glycoprotein 2C-like. Gene Ontology annotation, biological process: chemical synaptic transmission; transmembrane transport. The transcript has 13 exons. Bases 486 to 2696 code for a protein of 736 amino acids. The record is from RefSeq and is a predicted model, not a curated record. Gene Ontology annotation, cellular component: membrane. Lineage: Eukaryota; Metazoa; Chordata; Actinopteri; Scombriformes; Scombridae. Gene Ontology annotation, molecular function: transmembrane transporter activity.